Molecule: messenger RNA, 5779 nt
Organism: Spea bombifrons (plains spadefoot toad)
Lineage: Eukaryota; Metazoa; Chordata; Amphibia; Anura; Pelobatidae
Gene: ERICH3
Product: glutamate rich 3
Exons: 15
Coding region: 149-5779 (1876 amino acids)
Source: RefSeq, a predicted model, not a curated record
GGCGGUAAUACAGGCAGAGGCUCGGGGGCAGGAGUCAGAGAUCGCCCGGCCGGCUCCUCUCUACCCCGCUAGCUGCAUCCCGGGGCACAAUCGAGUUUUUUUUUUGUACCCUGGGCGUCCUUGAGCUCUAAGGAGGCAGACGGCAAAAAUGAGCCACCUGAGCCACCCUUACCUCAGCCCCCUGUCUACAUACAACAGCCUCACCGACAAACACCUGACUGGAUAUUUCAACAACACGCGAAUAAAAAGACAUCUGCAAAGAGCUGGCCUGAUUACGAGAAGCGGAAGGAUUUUAACUGAGAAGGAAUACAGGAUAAACGCCAUGCGGCGAGACCAUCAGAGGUACAUCCGCGAGUGCCUCGCCCAGGCCAUAUUCCACAAAGUCCUGGAUAUGGAGCGUCACCACCAGAUCGAAAUAAGACGGAAACUGGAAAGUUUUGCAAAAAAAGAACAGGUUCGAAGAAAUAAGGCGGAUCACGCGAAGAGACCUGAAGAAGACGCUCUUCCCGUAUUCCCUCCUCGGCCACCAGCUGGACCAAAAAGCAGCCUGAACCGUCACGCGGCGACACAAGCGGAGGGUUCAGAUACAUCAGAAUCAGCGUCCUCGCCGCGGCCAAACACAGCUCCAGGGAACAUGCAGCGCCCCGUACGCCUGCAGCCGCUGAAAGGAAGCCCCCCAAAGACGUCUUCAGGAUCGAGGCAAAAAACGGAAGAUACAAACUUUCAUUUCUCCAGAGAGGUGGACCGAGAUAUAAUGAAGCUGAUGAGCACGUGGGAUCACUCCGUGGGGAUAUCUCCCUAUCGACUUCCUAUUAUUAAUAACUAUGUGGUCCCAGCUCCGCCGCCCCCGAAAAAGCGUCCCAAACAGGCAAUGAGCCAAUCUUUGCGAGGAAGGCGUUUCCGGCCCGCCACGGCUCCUAACGGACAGGAGGAAUCUCCCAAGGAUUCAGGGAAAUUCCACAAAAACUCCUUACACAGUAAUGCAUCGAUCACAAUGGUUUACCUCGGGAAAAAAGUCCAUUUAUCUCAUGAGGAUAACGACUACAGAGACGAAAUUAAAAUCUUCCAGCAGCACUGCGGGGGAGAAAACCUCUGUGUGUUUAGAGGAAGACUUCUAGAAGGAGAGUCCUUCGGUUUAAUCUCGAGACGGCAUCGCGGGUUCCCUUUCAGCCUCACGUUUUACAUUAACGGCAUCCAGGUGGACCGAUUAAGCUCUUGUUGCGAAUAUAAACAUCGUAAGGGGGCAAGACUCGGGGGGAAAAAUGGAAAUUUUGGAUUUAUAAACGUCGAAGGAGCCUCCCCUUGCUACAGGUGCAUCAUUGCAAUGGGUCUUGAUAAAAAGCCCUCACCCCCUCCAAAGAAAACAGAAGACGAGGAGGAAGAAAGUGAGACGGAGGAUAAGAAUGAAGAGAAAGAGGACAGGUCCGUGAUGGACUGCGAUGGAAUCGAUGAAAAAGAUUCGGAGGAGAAGAGAGGCAGAGCGAGUCCGUCAAGCUCCUCCUCGAGCGACAGCGACGAACCCGAGGACAAAUCGGACAUGGAUUAUGAGGAAGAAAGAGAGGAGGAAAAAGAAGACGAGGCGGAGGUGUACGAAGCCGACGACGAAGCCAAAGACGAGUACGAUGAAGAUUUUGAAGCGGAAGAAGAGAAAACAGAUGAAAAACUUAAUGACAAAGGACAGGUUGAUGAUCAAGCGGAUAGAAAGUCAAAGUCGCCCUCGUACGAUGAAAAAGAUGAUCUGGAGCAUGAAGGAAACGGUAACGAGGCAUCAAAGCAGAGACCGGAGACUCCCGACAGUCAGAGAGAUGAAAGAGUCGGCCGGUCUGACAGCGAACAUGAAGGGAAUCAACAACGCAAACGUAGCACGGCUGAGGAAGAAAUGAACUCAGCUGCAAGAAAAAUCCAAAGUCUUUAUAGAAAACGUAGAAUUCAUCAAGAGAACAAUCAGAACACGAGAGCAGAUACGAAAGACAACAGCGAGUCGUCAUCAUCCGCAAGCUCGGUGUCCAGCAGCUCCAGCGAAGAUGAGUCCGGUGAUGAUGGUGAUGAUGAAGAAACAGCUAGGAGCGCUGGAGUCGCCAAGAAGCAUCCGGACAGGGAAGCCGAAAGACUUUCUCCAGCCGGUGCGAAGAAGCAGGCAGAAGAUGGGGGUCAAGUGGAAGAAGAAGAAAAGGAGGAAGAAGAAAUGGAAGAGACACACGAGGCCACAAUGCAACUCGGUGAUAUCGUGCAAGCCUCCCGGCCACAAAGUGCCGGAGAUAACCUGGAAAAUGAUCAUCGUCCCUCAGAAAAUAACCUGAAGGAGGGCGAUGAUCUGGUGGACUCGGAAAAGGCAACAACAGAGGCUGAAGGUGGUUUAGACCCUUUGGAGAAUGAGGAGGAGGACUGCAAGUCAGUCCAAGAGAAAAUUGCAGAGGCCAUUGGGCAGGAGGAAAGUUCGGAACCGGAAUCGAGUGAUUCAAGCACAGACGAGGAGGAGAACGCUAAAAGACCACUCAUUCCUUGUAAAUCAUUGGAUGAAAAAGGUGAACUAGAUGCCUCAGGACAAAGACAUGAUUUGGGAAAAGAGAAUAAGGAGAUCGAUGAACGUUAUCCUAAUGAGACAAUUCAGCGUGAAAAGGGGAGUCCGAUAGCAACAGAACGGAGACCUUCAUCGCAGUCACUGUUGGUGGAAGAUCCAGAAAAUGUUAUAAAAGAGGCCAACACUUUGGAUCUAGAAAUGACAGAAACAAAAGAGAUGAUGGCAGACAACACAGUGAUGGAGGAUGAGGAGAUACUCAACGACUUAAAGAUUAAACCUGAAAUCAAUGAGGAAAUGGACAUCAAUGACGACAAUAAUAAUAAUGACAUAUGGGGAAGCCAAAACACUUCAGAAAAUAUAGGAAAUGGAGCAUUUAAUGAUGAUCUCCUAGAAGAAAUAGCAAAUAUGGAUUUAGAGGUAGAGCAGAUAGUAAGAAGCGAUCUAAGUGAGGAUAAGGAUAUGGGUGAGUUGACUAAUAACGAGAUGUUAGAUCCUAUUGAAAUAUUGUCUAAAGAAAUGGAAGCCGAGGAAGUGCAAUCUCCAAAGGAAGACGUGUUAUCGGAAACUAUGGUGGACGCCGCUUAUUCUGCUCUUAACGCAGCUUUGAUGAAUCACACAGAGCAGACAUUGUCAAAUGUAGAAGAAGAAAAUGAGCAGAAUGAGGAUGUCCAUGAAGAGUUGGUCAUAGAAAGUGAUUUGGCCGGCGAGCUCAGGGAAAUGCCUUUAGUUUCAUCUCAGGCUUGUAUGUCAGAUAUAGAUUCUGCAGAAGGAGCAGAAAAGAACCAAGGAAGAGCAACCGGUGAUGCAGAAAGCUUGGACAAGGAAGGUAAUUCAAUACUCAUGAAAGAAACAUUGGAGCAGAAUGAAAAUGUGACAGGUGUAGGGACUGUACAGGAACGUGACCUGGAUACUUGGAUGGAUAAGAUAACAGAGAAUGAAACCAAUGAGAGAGACUCAUCUACUAACGACACUAAGGAAACAGGACAGACAAUUCCAAAUGAAGAAGAACAUGGGGAGAAUGAAAAUGGUGAAGUGAUCACAACAGCUGAUGUGAGUGAGACGGUGAAUGAAGUAGCGUUGGAAGUUGAAGAACAAGAAUUGGUGAAUGAAGUAGUGUUGGAAGUUGAAGAACCAGAAUUGGUGAAUGAAGUAGUGUUGGAAGUUGAAGAACAAGAAUUGGUGAAUGAAGUAGUGUUGGAAGUUGAAGAACAAGAAUUGGUGAAUGAAGUAGAAGCGGAAGUUGAAGAACAAGAAUUGGUGAAUGAAGUAGAAGCGGAAGUUGAAGAACCAGAAUUGGUGAAUGAAGUGGAAGUUGAAGAACAAGAAUUGGCGAAUGAAGUAGUGUUGGAAGUUGAAGAACAAGAAUUGGCGAAUGAAGUAGUGUUGGAAGUUGAAGAACAAGAAUUAGUGAAUGAAGUAGUGUUGGAAGUUGAAGAACCCACAUUAGAAUGUGACAGUCAUCUAGAGAAGAAACCAUCUGAUCAUGAAGAGGAGGAAAGUCAUGAAGGAGACGAGGCCACUGAAAAUGCAGUUAGUGCUGAAAACAAAAAUCCUGUGGUUUCAAUGGGGAUAAAAGGUGAGCAAGGAGUUGAUAACCCAAUUGUGGAUGGGACUGAAGCAGCAGGAGAUACAGAGAAUGAGGAACUGGUACCUACUGACUUUUCAUGUGAGGCAGCAGUAGUUACGAAUGAUGAAGGGCCAUCUGCAGAUGAGAUAAAAGCCCACGAGAUUACUGAUGACUUGGGGAAUAAAGAUGAGUCUUCUAAGAAGGUGGGUGAAUUAGCUCUAUGUGAGGCAGGGGAGACAAUUAAUAAUACUGAACAAUUUGAUGAGGUUGGAGUUGGGGAGGAGAAAGGGGAUACUGGAAAGGAGUCCAGUGAGAUAGACGAUCGAAAAGCCGAUAAUGAAAAAACACUAAGCACUAUUAUCCAGGAAGAAGGAAUAACACGUAGCGAUGCAGAUAUUCAGGAAAAGGAGGCCACGGAUAAUGAGGAAAAAACUAAGGACGAUGAUCCCAGUAAUACUGAGAUAGAAUGUGCAUCUCAGGGAAUACGUACGGAAAAAGACAUUUCCAAUGAUGACGUCUCCACGAGUAAUAAUGUCGAGUGUAGUAAUGACGUUAAAGCAGAUGGAAAAGUAGAAAUCGCUGAUGACGGUACUGAGAAGGAAAUUAAAUCAGGUGGUGGCAGCUUGGAGGUGGAUCCUGAUACGGUUGGUUACCAUACUGAGAAGGGCCUUGAACCAUCUCAUGAUGUUACCGAGAAGGAACUUAAAUCGGUAGAUGACCACACUGAAAAAGACCUUGAAUCAACUGGUGGAAGCACAGAAAGGGACCCGGAAACUUCUGGAAAGAGUGCGGUGAAGGAAAUUGAGUUAACGGGUGACAGAAUUGAAAUGGAAGAUAUCUCUGGGGGAGAAGGUGUAUCCGAUGAGGUUGGCAAAGAAAAGGAAGAAGCGGUCUGUGAAGGAGACAGUGAGAGGGAUGAGGAAAAUAGAGUUGAGAAUGAAACGGAGGAAAGCAAUGACAAUUCUGAAAAUGUAGCUGCUACCGAGACCAGUAAGACGGAUCCUCAUGUGCUUUCUGGAGAACAGGAACUUUCUGGCCAUGUGGCAGCUGUCGAUCUAGAAAAAGAUACGGAAUCUGGUAAUGAGAAGAUGGAGCAGACAGCCAGUAGUGAAGAUGCAGAAGAAAGUAAGAGAGGGGACGAAUCCAAUCUAAAGAAUGAUGAUGAAGCUUGUCUUACAUGUGAGGAAGACGCCGCAGAGGAGGAUCCUAUCUCCAAUUUUGAUGAUCAGCCUACUACCACGAACAAAGAGGUGGAAGAGAUCGAUAGAAAUAAGGCCGUAGAAGACAGGAGCCAAUUACUGGAUGGGGUCAAGCUAUCUGUAAGCAUGCAGGACAGUGCUUUCCAGGAUAAAAAGCUGGAUACGGCGGCAGAAGUUGAAGAUGAAACGCCAAGAGCAGAAACUGCCAAAAAUGUCCCCGAAGAAGAACCAGAAGCCGUUCUAAGAGGAGCCGAGAUUACAGAUGGUCCAGUUGCUUUGGGAGAAGAAGGUCAUGAUGCAGUAACCGCGGAGGAAGUAACUGAAAUGAAAGAAAGUGACACAGAAAAAACACAGGAGAUACCAGCCGGUGAUGAAAUGGCAACCAAUGAUAUUUCAUCAAUGAAGACAAAAGAAGACAUUUCGGAGACCACAAAAGAAGACAAUCAAGCAGAAGAACAUUCUCCACGUAGCUCAGCUAAUGACGAGCAGUGA